This is a messenger RNA of Orcinus orca (killer whale), 4279 nucleotides long. RefSeq names its product RAB, member of RAS oncogene family like 2B (gene RABL2B). The transcript is spliced from 8 exons. Gene Ontology annotation, cellular component: endosome; Golgi apparatus. Lineage: Eukaryota; Metazoa; Chordata; Mammalia; Artiodactyla; Delphinidae. Bases 1491 to 2192 code for a protein of 233 amino acids. Gene Ontology annotation, molecular function: GTPase activity; GTP binding. The record is from RefSeq and is a predicted model, not a curated record.
GGGGAGGGGGGGCGAAGGCAGCCCAGCCUGGCUGCGGGGGUAAAGUGGUUCUCAGACCUGUUUGGUGCCCGAAAACUACUUGAGUGAAAGAGAACUUAUCCACUGGGUGGCGAGGACAUCGACACCCGUUGAAGGUCUUUGAGAACGGGUUUGGCCGCGUUUGGCUUCCGAACAGGUCGCUCCAGCUUCAGGGUGGAGGUAGAAGGGACAGCCCCUCAUUAUGCUUAUCAGGCAUCUGCCACUUCCCAGUCACUGCUUUUGAGGCUGAGGGUACCUCGGUAAAGAAGGCUGAGUCCCUACCUGAGCAGAAACAGUAGCAUUGCAGUUAGGGAAACUCAGGGGUCCUGUCGGUAUUUUCCACCCUUGUGUGCACGUCUGUCAUAGCUCUUGCCACAGUAGACUGCCAUCGUGUCUCCUAUCCGGGUGCAAGAUGUACCCGUGAUGAACCCUCAGUAAGUGCGAGCACUGAUGCUGCGUUGUCGUUGCAUCAUUUUUGUGUGCCGAGUUAACUCAGAGUGUGGACUACGGCACAUUCCCAGUAAUGUUUGUGAAGUUAUAUUUGGGCUUAAGGACAUGAGGAUAGUGGAAUAGAGCUAGAGAUUGUUACGCCUCGAUGUUGGCAUUGGGUGGCUGGUGAUGUAUUGUACAGACAGGGAACGUGAGGAGCGACUUUGGGGUGGGCAGGGCUUAGGUUUCACAGGUUAUUUUUGCCUGUGUGGAAUAGUUCGCUAUUCAAAAUCUGGUAGGCAAUUGCAUACCUGAGUCUGGCACUGAGGGAAGCGAUCUCUGUGGAGAUACAGAUUUGGCAUCAUCAGCAUUUAGGAGAUACCUAAAACCAGUAGAGGUUGAAAUAACCCUAGAGAAGAGGGUCUGGGGAAUGCCUAGUUGAGAGAGGAAAAGGCAGCUACUGAUGGCAGUAUGAUGGAAAAUGAAGUGGAAGUGAGAAGCAUGAGGUAGAGGAUCAGGAAUACAGGUUAGGGUUCUUUGGCUGUGUGAUCUGUCAUUCAGUGAUGAGAAUUCAGGCUUACAGAGCCCUCUUUGUCAGACAGUGUCUCAACUCUAUCAUGUGAUGUGGGCACUGAGUUUUGUCCCUGCUUUACAAGUGAGAAAACGCUUGUAGGUAAAACUUGCAAAGCUUCAACAUGGCUUUAGAAUAGUCUCUCCAGGUGGGAGUGGGAGUUGUGGUUCUGAGCAUAGCUGAAGUAAAGAGAUGACAUAGGGUAAACCACUCUCAGAAGAUCUGGGUGGGGACAAGAUUACAGCCCCAUGAUUCAGCAAGUGCUAGCCAGGUGGGUGGUGAAUAGAGAAGGAUGUAAGUGUUUCCUUGGGCCCCUCUCUUGUCAGCUCAUUGUCUCCCCUGUCCAGGAAGAGGAAGUGGAUUUGGUGGAGGGGACUUCUCAUCUCUUUAACAACAGCCUCUUCUUGAUCUUCCCAGACGGUGACAAGACCCCCCUCCCCUGAGCUGAUCCCCUUUCUACAGCCAGGAGCCAAUGGCCGGGGACAGAGCCAAACCCUGUGAGCUGGACCAAGAGAAAUACGAUGCCGAUGACAAUGUGAAAAUCAUCUGCCUGGGGGACAGCGCUGUGGGCAAGUCCAAACUUAUGGAGAGAUUUCUCAUGGAUGGAUUUCAGCCCCGGCAGCUGUCCACACACGCCCUGACCCUGUACAAGCACACGGCCACGGUGGACGGCAAGACCGUCCUUGUGGACUUUUGGGACACAGCAGGCCAAGAGCGGUUCCAGAGCAUGCACGCCUCCUACUACCACAAGGCCCACGCCUGCAUCAUGGUAUUUGAUGUGCAGAGGAAAAUCACCUACAAGAACCUGAGCACCUGGUAUGCAGAGCUUCGGGAGUUCAGGCCAGAGAUUCCAUGCAUUGUGGUGGCCAAUAAAAUCGAUGACAGGCCCAUGUCCUACCUUCUCUCUACAGCAGACAUAAAGAUGACCCAAAAAAGCUUCAGUUUUGCCAGGAAGUUCUCCCUGCCCCUGUACUUUGUCUCAGCUGCUGAUGGUACCAACGUUGUGAAGCUCUUCAGCGAUGCAAUUCGAUUAGCUGUGUCUUACAAACAGAACUCCCGGGACUUCAUGGAUGAGGUUUUGCAGGAGCUUGAGAGCAUCAGCUUGGAGCAGAAGGAGGAGGAUAUGCUGGGCAAAGAGCCGCGUGGCCACGUCGAGAGCCCAUCUCCCUCCUGAGCCACAGAAGGAGGCCUCUCUCCACGGCCGACUUGGGGAGGGGGGGAGUUCAGAAUACCCCUCCCUUCUGCAGUCCUUCAGCUCUCACGUGAGACAUUCUUCCAGGCCAUCCCCUGCUAUGCCUCCUACAGACCCAACCAUCCCAUUUGCUCCCCCACUGCCAUGGCCCGUGAGACCUGACCCGUCACAGUUGUUCCCUCCCCUGUAGUCGGGCAGGGAAGGGGUCCGCACCAGACCCUGGGGCAGAAUUAAGGAUGGACACUCCAGGUUAUGUGGGACGGUGAAGAAAAUUGGGCAACAUUCUGUGUGUGUCUCUUAAAUAAAAGGAAAUUUAGGUGGUUUUUUUUCCCCCUCCCAGAACUGACCUCAGGGCCUAUUCGUUGCAUUUCUACCAAGGGAAUGAUUUCUACCGAGGGAAUGAUUUCUAAUUCCUGACUAUCCUUUUUCCUCUAGUCUCCCAACGAAACCAACCAUUUUAAGAAAAUGGUUUUGAACAGAGAGCUGUUCAUUCCGUAAGUUUUUCCAGAGUUCUUCUAGGUACAGCCAGUACAUUGAUGAACAGCGAGGCCAAGAUCACAGGCCCAAGUUUGUUGUUAACAUCACGUGAAAGCAGGCGACUGCUCUGGCCAUACUUAGUAAUACACAGACAUCGUAGUUGUAAACAUCGAGGGUCAAUACAGCCACACCACAAGGCACACCUGUUUGCAUUGUAAAAAAUUGACUUUCGGAAAGCUUCCUUUAAAACCCCUAUUUCAACAAGGGAGGAUUUCCUUCAUUUUUCUUGAGGACUAGUGUGGACAUUGUACCUCCUUGGGUGGCAAGGGCUGCUGAGAACUCUCAUGCUGCCUUUUCCAUUUAUCUCCAGGACUUGUGGUUCACUAGGAUGCUUUUAUGAUCAUCUUGUACGUCAUUUCCAUUUUUAAAAUUUAUUUUUAUUUACGUUGAAUAGAUGUGCAUGCUUUGUGGGCAUGGAUUUCUCUGAGCAAAGAGUCACAAGAGAACGAGCGGAUCAUCAGCCACGUUAGUAAGGGGAGACUGCCGUGACCUGUCGUGUUAUCUCUAGAUUGAUUGUCACAGAGACCAUUUCCGUGGAAUUCAGUGUUUUUAAAAGAAUGGGUGUUUGUUUGGGAGUCAAGAGCAAGCAUUUUUACCCUUUAGAUUACUGACGCUUACAAUUUCAACUUCACAGAUUUAACCCGACCAGGAAAUUUCAGGAAUGCGUUACCCUGGUGAGAUGUACUUUUAAAAACAACAACAGAAACAACCCUUUAGUUAUUAUAAAUGAUUAAUAAGUGUUUUUUAAAUAUAAUGGCUUCACUGAGAUAUAAUUCAAAAACCGUAUAAUUCACCAUCAGUAUUGGCUUUACGUAACCAUUUUGCAUCAGGUUCCCUGGAAGCAAAGCCUGGGAAGGCAACUCUUGUUCAGAUGACUCAUUGUGGCAGUUUUCUGUCUCUGCUGGGGACCAGCUUCAGUCUCCCCCUUCCUAGGGAAGCUCUGGAGGACAAACUGCCCCACAAGGAUGGUCCCACUUUGAGACCAGGGCCCUUUUUGUGCCAGUUGGCCAAGUGUGUGAGGAGGAGGUGGAAGGGGUGACUUGUAGUGUCCAGGGCAAAAGGGCUCCUGUUUUAGCAAGGACAGUUCCCUGGGGAAAGGGCAGCUGUGAGUUUCAACACUCAAAGUAGGUAGGGGAUAAGUGCUCAGGCAGGGUGCCAGCAAUAUCCAUGGCCACCUGCCCAUACAUUGCUCAAAUCCACCUGCUUCUUAAAGCAGUAUGUCAUCCUGACAUACAGGAACACCACCCCUGAGUCUUUUUUAAAUAAUUCAUUGAGGUGAAAUUACAUAACAUAAAAUUAAAGUACACAAUGCAGUGCCAUUUAGUACAGUUACAGUGUUGUGCAACUGUCACCUCUAUCUAGUUCUAAAACAUCUCCAUCACUCUGAAGUAAAACCCCUUACUCGUUAGUAGUUUCUCCAACACUCCCUCCCCUCAGCCCCUUUGAAACACUGAUCCUCGUUCUUUCUGUCUCUAUGGAUUUAUCUACUCUGGAUAUUUCAUAUAAAUGAAAUAAAACGAUACGUGACCUUU